AUGGGAAACGAGCUCUCAGGGGUGAGGAUGCGGUGGGUGGGCGGGUGGGCGUGGCGUGUGGGUGGGGCGGUGGGCGUGAUAUGGCUGGUGGGCGUGGCGCUGCUGGCUCCCCCCGGGCCCUCGGCCACCACCAAGGACCCGCGGCUUGCACAGCGCCUCCAACGGGCCGUACAUGAGCUCGACCUUCUCAAAAAACAAAAUGAUGACAUUAGACAAGUUCUCCACGACUUUACCAAACAGGUAACGUCCAUGAACGAUGAAGGAGGACAGGAAGGAGUACAGACAUCUAAUGGCAACACAGCCAUGGUGGUUGAGUUGCAGAAGAAGCUGGAACAUGCUCAACGAAUGCUGCAACAGGCUGAUGUUACUGCUGACCACAAAUCAGGGACAUCAGACUUUACACCAUCACUUGAGUUUGAGCAGACUAGAAGACUAAUUGAAAUGGGAGUGCAGGAAUCAUGGUGGUACAUCUCUGAUCAGCUCCAGCAACUUCGCAAAAAAGUUGGAGUUCACUCUGACUUCACUUCACACAUAGACCAAAUAUUAGAAGAAGGAGCAGACCACACAAGAGUAACCCAGUUUGAUCUUCAUCGUCUAAGUCAGUUGGAUGGCUUAGGGUCAUGGAGAGAACAAGAGGCAGCAGAUCUUAGUGGCUUAAUUCAAAACAGACUCCACGCCCUUCAGCACCCUCCUGAUUGUUCUAAAGCCAGAAAACUUAUUUGUAAUCUUAAUAAGGGUUGUGGUUAUGGAUGUCAAAUUCAUCACGUUGUGUACUGUUUUAUUGUUGCGUACGGUACAAAACGAACUCUCAUUUUGAAGUCCCGUGGGUGGCGAUACAAUAAAGCAGGCUGGGAAGAUGUCUUCCAACCACUCAGUGAAACCUGCACUGAUCCUUCUGGAUACAGUCACUCCCACUGGCCAGGCUUAAAUGAAACUCAGGUUGUGGAUCUGCCUAUCAUUGAUACCUUAACACAACGUCCAACAUAUCUACCCCUGGCCAUCCCUCGGGACAUUUCUGAGCGUUUGGCAAGACUUCAUGGAGAUCCACCUGCUUGGUGGGUUGGGCAGUUCCUAAAAUACAUGCUGAGGCUUCAACCAAAAACACAGGAAAUGCUGGACAACAUGGCAGAAACCUUAGGAUUCCAGAAGCCAAUAAUUGGAAUACAUGUACGAAGGACUGAUAAAGUUGGAACAGAAGCAGCAUUCCAUGGCAUUGAGGAAUAUAUGAGUCUUGUUGAGAAUUACUACACAGCCCUCAAGUUGCGUCAGCCAGAUGUAGUGAAGAGAGUCUAUUUAGCAUCUGAUGAUCCAACUGUUAUUACGGAAGCUCAAAGAAAGUAUCCAGAUUAUACCUUCGUUGGGGACCCAAAUAUUGCCCGCACAGCAGCUGUAGCAACACGAUACACAGAUGCAUCACUGAAGGGUAUCAUUGCUGACGUACACUUCUUGUCACUGACAGACUAUCUUAUCUGUACCUUUUCAUCGCAGGUUUGUCGAAUAGCAUACGAGAUAAUGCAGGGCAUCCACCCUGAUGCCUCCAGUUACUUUAAAUCCUUAGAUGAUAUUUACUACUAUGGAGGGCAGAAUGCUCACAAUCAGAGGGCCCGGUUUCCUCACAGCCCAAAGAGGUCUGAUGAGAUGACCCUCAAAGUUGGUGACAUAGUGGGAAUAGCCGGUAACCAUUGGGACGGUUAUUCUAAAGGUGUGAACCGCCGCACCCGACAAAAUGGCCUAUAUCCUUCAUAUAAAAUGGAGGAAGCAAUCAGUAUAGCAGACUUUCCAUCAUAUGCAGCGGUCGAUGAUAAGAGAAGUAGAACGUAAUUAUUUGAUUGUUUUAGAAUUAUUUAAAUAAUUAUUUUACGUUGUGAUAUUCCUUCAUUUUCAUUUCGUGCCAGUUUGAUUUUAUAGACUAUAAGAAUUUUUCCCAUUGAAAUCAAUAUUAAAAUUUAUUGGCACAGAAAUUGCCAUCAAAAGAAAAAUAUAAUGUUUAAUUUGUGUGAUGUAUAGUUCUACUGCCAAACCUCCAAUGGCAUUUUCAGUUACACAGAAACAUUGCUCAUCGAAUUUCAUACAAUGUAAAUUUCAUCUGGAUUACUAUACAAGUACUUGUAAACUAUUUUAAACAUAAUGUUUAUUCCAUACAGAUUUAUCUCCUGUAGUUUCUUAAGUAUUCCUCUAUUUUUGUAAUUAAAUAUAUCACUUGACAGUUUCA
Messenger RNA from Homarus americanus (American lobster), 2212 nucleotides. RefSeq names its product alpha-(1,6)-fucosyltransferase-like (gene FucT6). The record is from RefSeq and is a predicted model, not a curated record. The transcript has 11 exons. The coding region runs from base 1 to 1821 and encodes 606 amino acids. Gene Ontology annotation, cellular component: Golgi cisterna membrane. Gene Ontology annotation, biological process: protein N-linked glycosylation. Gene Ontology annotation, molecular function: protein binding; glycoprotein 6-alpha-L-fucosyltransferase activity. Lineage: Eukaryota; Metazoa; Arthropoda; Malacostraca; Decapoda; Nephropidae.